AUAUAAGAAAAAUAUUUAUAAAUCACCUUUAUUUUCGUCUUAUAAUUUAUAAAAUUAGAUUAAUCCCAGUUUAUUAAGUCUGACAACGCCGCGUUAAAUAGACAGAUCAGUUAAAUAUCCAAUAUGGCGAUAUCUCUGUUUUUGUGUUGUGUAGUGUUGAUGUGAUUGUAGUAUUUUAAUAAGACUUUUUGAGGUUUUAACCACAGAUAAAAUAUAAACCAUCAAAUGAUAUAAUACAAACGAAAACUAAAAACAAUGAAAGUGCCAAUCGCGUCGUUGAAAACGUUGUAGUGAUAAAAGCAAUAUUUUCCGUUACUAAAAUGUAAAGAAAAAAAAAGGCCGCGAUUUUUCGUGUAAAUUCGUGAUAUCGAAAUUUCUAAACUACUUCGGAAAGUGAAUUAUGGAUAAAUUCGAUGGCGGUAAAGUCAUUAGAGCAAGAAAAUUGAAAAGAGGAAAGAUAGAAGAAAGAAUAACUGAUAGGGUAUUUGGUAACCUGCUCCUUCAGGAAAACGAUACAUUUCAUAUUUCAAAAAAAUACAGAUACGCUUAUUGAAUUACUAGAGAUAGAAAAUAUAGUGAAAGGUGUUUAAGUCUUGUUUAAUUCGUAAAGAUAUGCGACGCGGCUUUCGUUGGUAAUAUGAUGCCGAGAAAUUCAUCUCCGAUUAUAGAAAAAGAAGUGCUCUGCACGUAUCAGAUAAAAUUAGAAAGGGUAUUAGGAGUGACUGUUUCCAGUAAUGCAGCCUUAACAUGUGAUAAUAAUGGGUUGAUAGCAUAUCCAGCCGGGUGCACAGUAGUUCUUUUCAAUACCCGGACAGAACAACAAAGUCAUAUAAUAAAUACAUGUCGAAAAACUAUUACUUCACUAUCGUUUUCAGCAUGUGGUCGAUAUAUUGUUACAGGGGAAUGUGGACACCAACCGGCCGUAAGGGUAUGGGAUCUUCAAUCAGAUCCACAAUCGGGUCAACCAGGUCUAGCUCCCCAGCCCCAACAAGUAGCCGAAUCUGUUGUCCACAAAUUUGGUAUCAACUGUGUGGCAUUUUCACCUACAGGUAAAUACGUUGUUAGUAUAGGUACCCAACAUGACAUGAUAGUAAACGUAUGGGAUUGGAAAAACAAUAUAAAAGUGGCUAGUAAUAAAGUGAGCACGAAAGUGAAAGCCAUCGCAUUCGCUGAAAACGGUAGUUAUUUUGUUACUGUCGGUAAUAGGCACGUGAAAUUUUGGUAUCUGGAAUACGGAAACGCCAAGUACAAGGACACGGUUCCGUUGAUGGGUAGAUCGGCCAUAUUGGGUGACCAGAGGAAUAAUUAUUUUUGUGACGUUGCUUGUGGUAGAGGCGACAGCGCGGAUAGUACUUACGUUAUUACUAGAUCGGGACUUCUUUGCGAAUUCAACAACAGAAGACUUUUAGAUAAAUGGGUAGAAUUAAGGACUGCGAGUGCCAAUUGUAUAACUCUAGGUGAAAAAUAUAUUUUCGUGGGCUGUGCAGAAGGUAUAAUUAGGUGUUUCGAUCCGGCUACUCUUAGAUUCGUUACGACACUUCCUAGGAAUCACUAUCUAGGUGUUGACGUUAGUCUAGGGACUAGUAUACAACAUAUGGCGACCCCCCCUCAAGAUGCCAAAUAUCCAGAUACAAUAGCCAUAACGUUCGACGAAACAAAUAACAAAUUAACUUCGGUUUAUAAUGAUCACUCUGUAUACGUUUGGGAUGUGUUCAAUAUUCAAAGGGUGGGAAAAUCGUUUUCUUUCCUUUACCAUUCGGCUUGCAUAUGGGGUGUGGAAAUGGCCCCACCGAAUAGUCAACUACCUCCUGGUAGUUUCUUAACUUGCAGCUCAGAUGAUACAAUACGGGUGUGGAUUCUUGAUAAAAUAAAUGAAAACAAUUCCAAAGGAAUAUAUCAACCAAAUAUUUAUAGUAAUGAGUUACUCAAAGUUAUAUACGUAGAUAGAGACUUAUCCUUCAUUAAAGACUUAGAUAUAUCGGGCACAACGGAAAAACAAGAAAAUACAUCAUAUGAUGGUCGAAAUGGGGUCAGAUGUAUAAGAAUCAGCCCUGAUGGUAAACAUUUAGCAUCCGGAGACCGAGCCGGAAAUAUCCGUAUCCAUGAUAUUGCAUCGUUAAGGGAAAUCUGCAAAAUCGAAGCUCAUGACGCCGAAGUUUUGUGCUUAGAAUAUUCGGGUACUAAUCUCAAUUUAAUGGCUAGCGCCAGUCGGGAUCGUUUGAUACACGUCUUCGAUAUGCAAGAAGGUUACGAAUUCAUUCAAACUUUGGACGAUCAUUCUUCUUCUAUAACAGCUGUACGAUUUUUGAAUCACGGAGGAAAUACACAGAUGGUGUCAUGCGGAGCAGAUAAAAGUCUCAUAUUUAGAUCAUUGGGUGAAUUAGGUGGAAAACCGCAAUUCACCAGAGCUCAUAACGCUACUGGUAAGACUACUCUAUACGAUAUGGAAGUAGACACCGGUCAAAAACACGUUUUAACAGCUUGCCAAGAUCGAAAUGUUAGAAUUUAUAGCGUAAAUAAUGGAAAACACACGAAAAGUUUUAAGGGAAGUACGGGCGACGAUGGAACUCUCAUUAAGGUCGUCUUGGACAGAUCCGGUAUAUAUUUAGCUACAUCUUGUACCGAUAAAUCUCUUUCUGUCUACGAUUAUUAUUCGGGGGAAUGUAUGGCGACUAUGUGCGGACAUUCCGAAUUAGCGACAGGACUUCGGUUCACCAACGAUUGUCGUCGUUUAAUUUCGGCAAGCGGAGACGGUUGUAUAUUCGUAUGGAGAGUACCCCACGAUAUGGUGGUCACCAUGCACGCCAGAUUAAGUCAACAAGCCAUCAGACAGGGUAAACAAUUGGAACAGGAAGUUUUCAGCGAUGGUAGCACGUUCGAUUUUUACGAUGGUAUUAAUACCGUCGAUACCAACUAUAGGUUUAGUAUCGGUCAGCUUCCACAGUGGGCCAAAAAACAAUUAACUGAAGAUAAUAGUCAACCUUCUAGUCUGAGUAAAGGGGUGGUGGUUCCGAAAGGUAGAUGGGCUGAAAGAGCGGAAAAUGCGAUGGGCGUUAAGUCGUUUUAUUCACAUCAACCGUAUCCAUUCCCACCGAUAGAUCGUCGAUUCGAUUCCGAUGGAGGCUCGAAAGAUAGUUCAUUAGAUAGCGGCACCGAAGUGAAAUAUUCCGAAUUGCGUAGAGAAGUAACGUCCGUGUCAAAAUUGACAGCUCGAACUGAAAUUAGUACUAGGAGAGGUAUAAUGACUGACGAUAGCGCCAUAGGUGAUGUCGAAUGUACUGCACACGAUGCCGAUAUCGAUUCCGAUAUGGAAUAUAGGCAUCGACCGAUUUAUUAUCCCACGCAAUCGGGAUCCCAAAGCGGUAGUGAGUUUACAAUAACAAAUAUAGAUGCGGAUGAAUUGAGAAAAUCUCAAAGGAAAAAGAAAGCACCGCAGAUUUUAAUUCAGCAGGCUACAUCUCCAACUUAUGGUAGUAAUGAUUCAGACGAUGACGAUGAUGAGGCAUCAACUCCAAGCGGAGAAAGGAAUCCUAUGUCUCUAUUUUCUUUAAGUUCGGAAUCAUUGGAUCAACUCGUCAGUAGAGAAAGGUAUCUACAAUCGACGUUUGAAAGUAUGUCCGGGAUGGAUAAUGAUGUACAAACACCUUCCAACAAAACUUCAAUUUCUUCAAAAUUUUUAACAAAAUCGAGCGAAAGGAAUUUAGAGGCCAUAAACGCUGUUAAACAAACGAAAAACGAUCCAGAUGCUAUAAGGAAGAGACAAGAACUCAGUAAAAGAGUAGCGGAAACUAGAAAAAAAUUAGAAAGUGUUGGCCAUAGUCCUCUGAAGUACAGUCAAUCCAUCCACGACCUUUCCCAUAUUCCGGAACGGGACAGGUGGUCGAAAAAACAAGUCUAUUUGGACGAAAGUUCCCCAGAUAGCAGUUUGCGUAGAUCAUGCAGCUUAAGCGAUUUAAGUUUGCAAUCUUCUGUGCCAAAAAGAAAAAUUGAACAAGUUUCAGGAAAGAAAACCGCCAGUAACAACGUAUCCAGGAAUAAUUCAAGAUACGUAAAGAACAAUUUAAUCCAACGUAGUCGAUCCAGUUCGGUUCUGAAUCAAUCCGAUUCAGAUCCAGAAGAAAAAACUGUUUCCAGACUUAUGAGACCGACGAUUAGUUCCCACAACAAAAUUAAUAACAAAUCGUUGCAAAAUCGAAAGAAACAUUCUUAUUCGGCAAGUAAUAUUAACACCCUUGGUACUGCGGAUAACAUAUCAACUUCGGACGAAGAAACAACCCCUACUGCCCCUCCUAGAAACAGGCAAUCAUUCGAAAACGGUUCCCCUUCAAUAACACCUAGACGCCAUUUGAACAACAAAGACAAACAUAGGGCUGCGAGGCACACGAUUCAUUUCGAUGAUCUAGUAACGAACGACGAUUUCGAAUCGAACGAAAGUUAUUCAUCGGUUGAAAUUUCCAAUCAAGUUUGCGAUGACCUGAUCGAUCAACUAACUUCAACAGCGGAAAAAGUAGUCAAACUUUACGACCGCCUUAACGAAACCGACGUCGGUCACGAAUCUCAAUUAGAUAGAAUCGAUAAAGUGAAAAUGUCGAUGAUUCGCACCCACAAAAUCCUCCACGAUUGCAUUCUCAAAGAACUGAAACAAAAUAACGGCAACACCGACGUUAAUCAAACCGAUACGGUGAAAAAACUCAACGAUUUAGUGUCUAAAGGCCCCAGCGGACCGAACGUCAUCAAUAUAAUGGAACAAUAUUCCGAUAUUUUGUUGGAUAUGGUUCAACAGAAGAUGCACAGUGCGAAUAUGUGACAUCCGUUGAGCGUUAACUUUGAAUUAUCGUGUUAACCUGUGAUUAUUAUCCUGUAUGUAUGUGUGUAUAUCGUUUUUAAUUAAUUUUUUUAACCUAACCUCUUUUAGAAUAUCAUCGUUACUCCAUUUAAAUUAAACAAAAAAUAUUCAAUUUGAUAUUCUUUUUGAAUAUUUUGUUUUUCAUUAUUUCAUUAACUAUUUGUCUAGUAGUUUAUUUUACAUCGUUAAAUAUAGAUAUUUAUGGUGAAAAUUUCACUAAAAACAUUUCAUUUAAACUUAAACUUUAAAUUUCAAAAUACUUCAGAUCGAGAUCAAUUUUAAUGAUGCAUUGUUGAGAUUUUUAGAAAGAUGCAGUUUUUUCUUUCAAUCAAAUUAGCACGAAUCCAUUUGGAUGAUUUGCUUUGAAGAAUUUGGUUCCUACAAGUUGCAAAUUGAAGAAACCACUCGAAUUUUUGAAUUUUUUUUUCCAUUAUUUACUACUACUGCUUUUCCUUAUUUUUGUACGUUUCCUGAGAAAAUUGAAGCCAUUCAUUUAAAUUUGAUAAACAGUUUGUUGUAGUGGAUGAUUUUUGCUUUCGUAGCAACUUCCAUCUAUUUUCUAUGUAGCGGUAUUUCCUUUAUUAGUCUUUAUAUCAUAGUUUCUCCAUAUUUUUUAUAUUUAUACAUUUAGCGUUUCCAGUUUUUAUCUUCGAGAGCUCUGAUUCUACUUGUUCUUUCCACACUAACUUCCAUUAUCUCUUCUAUCUUCCAUGCAGAUAUAACUAUAGAAGAUAGAAAUGAUAAAGGAACUUGUUGUACGUAUCAGCUUUUUUCAAUUUUUUUACCUUUUUUCCAUUAGGUAUUUUUCAGUUUUGACAUUCAUUAUCGACUUAUGUUCAAUCUUUUUUUUUUAUUAGACAUUCUCAGUUUUCACUUGUUCUUUCCCUCUUAACUUAGAUUUUCCCUUCUAUCUUCUAUUUAGCUGUAUCAAAUCUUCUUUUUCUAGUGUUAUACCUCAACUUUUCUUCAUUUUUUUCUCUAUUUUCUAUUAGAAGUUUCCAAUUUCCACAUUCAUUUAUUGAAGUCUAUUUCUACUGAUUCCUUCCAUUAUAAUUUCGGUUGUUUUUUCUAUCUUCUAUUUAGCGUUAUCAAAUCUUCAUAUCUGGUUUGAAACACCAACUUUUCUUCAUUCUUUCUCUCUAUUUUCCACUUUUCACUUCUUUUUUCUUGCAGUCCGAUUCUACUUGUUCCUUCCUCUUAACCUUCAUUAUCCUUUCUAUCUCCUAUUUAGUUGUAUUUAAUUUUAAUCUUAUAGGUUCCAUA
Molecule: messenger RNA, 6109 nt
Organism: Diorhabda sublineata
Lineage: Eukaryota; Metazoa; Arthropoda; Insecta; Coleoptera; Chrysomelidae
Gene: Wdr62
Product: mitogen-activated protein kinase-binding protein 1
Exons: 26
Coding region: 638-4807 (1389 amino acids)
Biological process (GO): regulation of mitotic cell cycle; mitotic spindle organization
Cellular component (GO): mitotic spindle
Molecular function (GO): protein binding
Source: RefSeq, a predicted model, not a curated record